GGUGUUUCCCCAGCGCAAGGAAGCCAUCGCGCACGCAUGUGCAUCGCCUUCGGUUUUUCCUCUCUCAUCCGCCUUUGCUUCCCCGUCCGUCAAUCGUACAGCUCUUCUUUCAUCUCUUUUGGCUGAGCCAAAUCACUCUCUCUUAUCGGACAUGGCAUUUUUGUAUCCCUUGCUGUUCUCAACACCGUCAGCUUCCUGAGCCAACAAGAAGACAUUUCCAUUUGCCAGGUUUUACCUGGGUUUUCCUGCCCUCCGCCGCCCUCCUUCGCCAACAGAAAUGAAUUCCGACGCGGGACGCAUUUAUAGCAAGUUCAACAAUCGUGGUAUUCAUGGUUCGUACCAGCACAACGCCGACGAACAAUUGCGAAACUGGUUUAUCAACCCAACCGUGAUCAUCACGAUUGCCUUGCUCGCCGCCACCAUAGUGUACCAGGCGGCUCACCAGCAGCGCCGGCUUUCUUCGCUUCUCCAGCGUGCAUGUGACGCGGCCGUCACUGUGAUUCCGGCGCGCGUCGUUUUUGCUAUUGACCGUUUCUUGAACCCUCCGCCGUUUCCGACACACAUGCUCACGACGCAACCGCCGACACGUGCCGCCAAAAGCGAUGCCCUGAGAAGAAUUUUGGGAAUCGACAAUGCGAGCGGAAUUAUUGGUUCCGUAGCGCAGGCUGGGCGAAAAGGCCUGAGCGGUCUCACCGGCGCUUCGCUGAGGGGAGGAGCCGUGGCCGACCAGCCGGCUGGUCUGGGAAAUUACAACAAUUCUUGUUACCAGAACAGCAUCCUGCAGGGCCUGGCAUCCCUCACGCCUCUUCCGGCCUAUCUGUCUGCGGUCUCUCUCGAGAGGAGGCUCGAUCGGUCCCCCACUCGAACCGUCGAUACGCUACGCGAGCUGAUUGCCGAGCUCACCAACCCCUCGAGCAAUGGCAGGACACUCUGGACGCCGAAGGCGUUGACGAACAUGAGCACGUGGCAGCAACAAGACGCACAGGAGUACUACUCGAAGCUCCUCGACCAAAUCGACAAUGAGAUCGCCAAGGCUGCCCGUGCUCUCAAAGACGCAACCGGCUUUGAAUCCGACCGCACCGGCUACGACUCUUCUUCCAGCCAGCACAGCGAUGACAGUGGAUACCAAAGCUUGCAUAGCCACCCCAAGCCUGGGCCAGAGGCUGCUCGUCCUGCCCGGAACCCGCUCGAAGGGAUGAUGGCACAGCGCGUGGCUUGCGUUAACUGUGGUUAUUGCGAAGGGCUGAGCAUGAUUCCGUUCAACUGCCUGACGUUGACGCUCGGUAACCUCGCGGAACACGAUCUUUACGAGCGUCUCGACCAUUUCACCAAAGUCGAGUCUAUCGAGGGCGUCGAAUGCGUCAAAUGUUCCCUGAUGGUAGCUCGAGAUGUGAUAAAAUCUCUUGCCGAGCGUACCGGGGUCGUCCCCGAGUUUCAACAGAGACUGCAGAUUCUGGAAGAAGCCCUGGAGGAAGAGACGUUUGACGAAGAGACUCUGGCGAAGAAGUGCAAAAUCACGCCGAAGAUGAGGGCCAGCUCGAUCAAAACAAAGCAGGUCGUGCUGGCGCGCCCGCCACCAAGCCUAGUCUUCCAUGUCAACCGGUCUGGUUUCGACGAACAGACGGGCUACAUGUUCAAGAACUCGGCUGCUGUCCGCUUCCCUUUGCUGCUAGACCUAGGACCUUGGUGUUUGGGUAGCACCGAUGGCCAGGCGACCUCGAAAGGAGGUACGGCUACCGUUGGGGACGUUGAGCAGUGGACGUUGGACCCCAGGGUAUCAAUGGUAGCGGGAGAUCGGGAGCCGAGUAAGAUAACGGGCCCGAUCUACGAACUGCGCGCGGUAGUCACACACCAGGGACAUCACGAGAACGGCCACUACGUCUGCUACAGAAAACACCCCCUCUCCUCGCCCCCAACCACGAGCGACAGCGAAGGAGCGGCGACGCCAGUUGGGUCCGCGCCCGAGAAGAGUGUGGAUGCCGACGCCAUGGACCUAGACGACGAGACGGAGCCAGGGGAUGCCGAAAACAGCGCGAGCGAGGCAGAGGGGUCGUGCUCAAGCCAAGACGAGUCGCAAUCCCAGUGGUGGAGGUUGAGCGACGAGCACGGGGCCCAGGUGGAUGAGCGGACUGUUCUCUCCCAGGGCGGCGUGUUCAUGCUGUUUUACGAUCGCGUGGACCCCAACUCAAUCCUCAUUCCGGAUGCGGACGUGCCUGUCGUUGUGGAGCGAGCCUCGGAGGAUACCAAGAUGGCCGACAUGCCGCUUGCGGAACCAACACCAUGCCAGAGCCCAAGCGUGGUGCGGGAAGAUGGGGAAACCCUGGUGGAUUCGGACCCUCCGGUGCCGGUUGACAAUAGUCUUCCAUCGCCCGGGUUACCGACGCCAGUGAGUGGACCGGAUGAGAUAGCCGAUGUGCGGCAACCUUCGCCAUCGGAUUCUGAUGAACCCCCGGAAUGGCUCGCCCGUCCCGUCGUUGGGAAUUUGGAUCCCGCGAAGGAUAAGGACAUGGGUCAGAUGCCGCCAGAUUUUCCGCAGCCUCUCACUCAAGCCCCUGAAGUUUAGGCCACCGCAGCGUAUUGAAGAUGGAGGCGAGGAAUGGUGGGGGUCCAUUCCGGGUUGUGCUGCUUUUCCCCUGUGCAUAGCGAACGGCGUUUUUGGUUAAGAGGGAUACUCUGGGCUUCUCACCCCGCUCGGGUUUGGAGCGGAUAUAUAUGGGCUAGCGCGGAGCGGAUGUGUUUCCGGCGACGUUGAUCUUGCAUGGAUUGGGUUUUAUGGUUUAGAAGAUAUUUGGUAUGGGACAGGCGACGACACGCUUACGAGCGUUGUUAUUAAAGGGUGCGAUUUUUAUCACCUGGCGAGGCGGCUGGUUGGCCCAGGUUCUUGGUGUGUGAAGGGUGCUGGCUGGCUAAGCUCUGCGCCAAGUAGUCAGGGAGUGGAAACAAGCUUCUUCCAAGUGGCCAAAAUGCAUCUCAAAUGACUUUCGCUCGAUUCUGCAUGUUCACUUUUGCAGAAGCCGAACCUGUGAAA
Chaetomium fimeti is the source of this 3028-nucleotide messenger RNA. RefSeq lists its product as uncharacterized. Gene Ontology annotation, molecular function: cysteine-type deubiquitinase activity. The coding region runs from base 278 to 2563 and encodes 761 amino acids. Gene Ontology annotation, biological process: protein deubiquitination. The transcript has a single exon. Lineage: Eukaryota; Fungi; Ascomycota; Sordariomycetes; Sordariales; Chaetomiaceae. Gene Ontology annotation, cellular component: nucleus; cytosol. The record is from RefSeq and is a predicted model, not a curated record.